AGCUCAGGUUCUCCAGCGGGCCGGGAGCUGAGCCCGGACCUUGGGCAAGCCGAAGGAGCAGGGCCCCGCCGCCUGCUUUCGAGCCAGGAGCCCCAGCAGCGCCAUGGCGGAGAUGGACAGCCUCGAAUACCAGAUCCUGGCUGCCUACACCCAGCAGCGGGCAGUUCGGAGCAGUCCCAAGAUACUCAUGCCGAUGUUCCACUACCAGGGACUUGAGGAGAAAGUGGAAGAACAAGGAAGGUGGUUGGAGAAACCGGCCUGGAAGCAGGGGGUUGUCCAGGUCCAGGGGCCCUUGUCCCCACCCUGCAAAACCCCCAAAUGGCUGCUGUCUGGGGAGUCGCUGAGGUUUGAGGACAGAAAUUUGGAGGAUGACGAGGAAGAGGAGGAAGGAGGUUUCCAGGGCCUCUCUUCUGAGGGCCUAACUGUGGAGAAAAUGGAGCUGAAAGCCACAGGGGCUGCUUCCUGCCACAGGGGCCUCUUCCUGCAGGGGCUGACCAGCGGCUCCUCUGUUCCAGGGGCGGCCAGCCCGGAGGCUGAGCCGGCAGCAGCCAUCGCCAACAGACUUGCCGAGAUCGUGCAAGCCCAGCCGCAGCAGGACUCUUUUGAGAAGGUGGUUCUUCAGUCUACAUUAGAGUCCCAGAACACCGUCAGAAAAGAGAAUGAAGACCAGAUCAUUAUGAAAAUUGCUGAGUUGCUGAAAUAUUCCGGAGAUCAGCUGCAACAAGAGUUGAAGAAAGACAACACCCUGCAGCAUAUGUUUUGGAAGCUGAACUACUCCAUCUUCAAGAGCAUCGUCGACAGAUUCCUGAGAGGGUUGAACAUCUGGGGAGAGCCUGAAGAGGGCACCCAGAGGACCAGACUGGCCUUUGCCGUUGAUGUCAUUGCCCGCCUCUCGGCUGUGGACAACUGCCCCAUGAACCGGGUGCUGGGCUUUGGCACCAAGUACCUGCAGAAGAAUUUCACGCCCUGGAUCCAGCAGCAUGGAGGAUGGGAGAAGGUGAUGGGAGUAGCCCAUGGGAAUGAAGUGGAAUGAGCAAGAACAACUUCACUUCUUGGAGUACUCGACGCCUCCCUCCCUCCCUCCAUCCCUUCCUCUCUCCCCGAAACUUCCCACUGCCCAAGGGAAAGAGACAGAAACGGGUUUGCCCAGAGAGCACCAGAGUGUUUGAAUGCCAGGCCUCCUCACUGUUGGCAGCUCUGGUCAUCACAGCCUGGCAGAGCUCCUGGGACCCCCUGAGGCUGAUGCUGGGGAGUCAAGCCCCUGGACUCUCCCCCUCGACCUUCCCCAACCUAAGAAGAAAAUGGCAGCGAGGUCUAAAGCAGUUUGUGGCCCAUUGCCCCUGCCCCCACCCAAUCCCUCACUCAUGCCAAAGCAGACUAGUGGGAGGGUCUGGAAGGUAUCCCAGAUCAGACCCACCAAUGGCGCCGAGCCAGGUGCCCUGGCAUCCCCUCACAGGGGCCAAGUGGGACUGGUCUAAAUGGAGCCUCCUGUCACUGAAGACCCAUGGACAUAGAAUAAUAGCAAUACAACCUGGAAUUUGUAGAUCAUGUUUUUAUGUUUCCAAACCACAAA
Ornithorhynchus anatinus (platypus) is the source of this 1573-nucleotide messenger RNA. RefSeq names its product BCL2 like 14 (gene BCL2L14). Lineage: Eukaryota; Metazoa; Chordata; Mammalia; Monotremata; Ornithorhynchidae. Gene Ontology annotation, biological process: regulation of apoptotic process. The coding region runs from base 104 to 1033 and encodes 309 amino acids. The transcript has 6 exons. The record is from RefSeq and is a predicted model, not a curated record.